AUGGUGAUCCCACAGGCGGGCAGCAGGGGGCGCGUGGCCGGCGAGCUGGUGGAGCGGAGGAACAGUCCGAGCGAGGACAAGAAGCAGACGCUGCUGGCACUGCUGAUCUUGGUGCUGUACCUGUGCACUGGCAUGACAGGAAGAAGCUGGGAUGCGUCCGAGAGAAUCCGAGGAUGUAACCUCGCCCAGAGCUCUGCUGCCUCCCCGGGCCUGAACUACCCGGCCAGCGAGCCCCGGGAGCAGCCCAUGAAGGCCCUGCGGCGGUGGCUGAAGGAGAGCCUGCAGGUGCUCCUGGAGCGGCUGGAGGGGGAGGUGCGGGAGCUGGAGCGGCUGGUGCGCGACCUGGAGGGCUGGCUGGACGCCCUGCUGGGGGAGCCCCCUGAGACCUGCUCCAGCCUCCGGAACCACGCGUGA
This is a messenger RNA of Sorex fumeus (smoky shrew), 414 nucleotides long. It is a transcript of the gene SMIM23, whose product is annotated as small integral membrane protein 23. NCBI's taxonomy places the organism in Eukaryota, Metazoa, Chordata, Mammalia, Eulipotyphla, Soricidae. Bases 1 to 414 code for a protein of 137 amino acids. The transcript has 4 exons. The record is from RefSeq and is a predicted model, not a curated record.